CUAUAACACCAAUUCCUUCUUCCACCAUAUUUGAUUUCUUUCCACCAUAUUUGAGUUCUUUUGCUUCCUUGAGAUGGCCGAAAAUUCUCAAAGAAAUUCUAGGACAAUGUUUACUCCAAUUUCCAAGCUUGACAACAACCGUGCAACUUGGAUCCUCAAGUUAAGGGCUAUUCGUGUCUACUUUGUUCCAAGGUGGGCGAGAGGCGGAGAUUCUAUGGAGAUCGUCUUUCACGAUGAGCAUGUAUUGGAACGAGGAUUCAUGCACAUCUCAACCGCCCGGAAAAAAAAGAAGUUUGAAAGCCAAAUCACCGAGGAUGGUGUUUAUGCCAUUCGAAAUGUGCAUGUUCACGACAACUAUCAAAGCCAAAACAUGUCUGGGAACAAUGUUGGGAAUUCAUGGCUGAUGAUAUUCUACAUCGUCAAAGAUGUCUUCUUGGUCAUCAAGGUUUAGUCUUAACCGAAGAUCAAAUAAAAAAUUAUGCCUUGAUCGAGAUAGAGAUGUUACUUAGGAUGCGAGCUAGGAGUCUUCGAGAUAUUGUUGACAUGCCUUUCCCCAAUCUAGACGCAGCUUCAAUGACUCGCAACAGAUUAAUUCUUGACGAAUUACAAUACGAUCGGAAUGCUUAUGAAACAAUAAUGGAAUCCGUCGAUU
Molecule: messenger RNA, 652 nt
Organism: Cuscuta campestris
Lineage: Eukaryota; Viridiplantae; Streptophyta; Magnoliopsida; Solanales; Convolvulaceae
Source: the annotation of a GenBank genome assembly